Molecule: messenger RNA, 483 nt
Organism: Xyrichtys novacula (pearly razorfish)
Lineage: Eukaryota; Metazoa; Chordata; Actinopteri; Labriformes; Labridae
Source: the annotation of a GenBank genome assembly
AUGCAGCUGCCGGCGCAGAAGCCCGUCCGUCUGCAGCAGUUUGACUCUCAGUGUCUGCAGCUGAUUGGUUCUGACAGGCCGCCCGACAAAGAUCCGCUGAAACCUCUCCAAACCAAUCAGGAGCGGGAAACUCAUCGAGAGCGUUUAAGAAACUGCAGAGUCGUGUUUUUAUUUCAUCUUCAGGAUCAUCUCAGUGUUCACACUCUGACCCUGACGGACGUCUCCAACCCCGAUAACCAUCGCAUGUACCCUCCCCGUGGCCUGAUGGCGAAGAGUGAAGAGCGUGAGAGCAGCGGCGGCGGCGUUGCGGUUCAUGCUGAUGAGCCGGUUCUAAUGAGAUAUCAGCCUCCUCUGGCUUUAGCCUCGGGACGAAUUCUCCGAAGGUUAAAAAAGCGGUUUCUCACAUUUUCAUUAAUCCUGAAACACAAAUUACAGUUUGUUAAUUUGCAUCAAGGCCUAACGCUGGUUUCUGCGGCGCUCUAA